Messenger RNA from Eptesicus fuscus (big brown bat), 1746 nucleotides. RefSeq names its product leucine rich repeat transmembrane neuronal 3 (gene LRRTM3). The coding region runs from base 1 to 1746 and encodes 581 amino acids. Lineage: Eukaryota; Metazoa; Chordata; Mammalia; Chiroptera; Vespertilionidae. The record is from RefSeq and is a predicted model, not a curated record. The transcript has 3 exons. Gene Ontology annotation, molecular function: protein binding.
AUGGGUUUCAAUGUAAUUAGGCUACUGAGCGGAUCAGCGGUAGCACUGGUGAUAGCCCCCACUGUCUUACUGACAAUGCUUUCUUCUGCUGAACGAGGAUGCCCUAAGGGCUGUAGGUGUGAAGGCAAAAUGGUCUAUUGUGAAUCUCAGAAAUUACAGGAGAUCCCCUCAAGUAUAUCUGCUGGCUGCUUAGGUUUGUCCCUCCGCUAUAACAGCCUUCAAAAACUUAAGUACAAUCAGUUUAAAGGGCUCAACCAGCUCACCUGGCUGUACCUUGACCAUAACCACAUCAGCAAUAUUGAUGAGAACGCUUUCAAUGGAAUACGCAGACUCAAGGAGUUGAUUCUGAGUUCCAACAGGAUCUCCUAUUUUCUCAACAAUACCUUCAGACCUGUGACCAAUCUACGGAACUUGGACCUGUCCUACAAUCAGCUGCAUUCUCUGGGAUCGGAGCAGUUUCGGGGCUUGAGGAAGCUGCUGAGUUUACAUCUGAGGUCCAACUCCCUGAGAACCAUCCCUGUGAGAAUAUUCCAGGACUGCCGCAACCUGGAACUUUUGGACCUGGGAUAUAACCGGAUCCGGAGUUUAGCCAGGAAUGUCUUUGCUGGCAUGAUCAGACUCAAAGAACUUCACCUGGAGCACAAUCAAUUUUCUAAGCUCAACCUGGCCCUUUUCCCGAGGUUGGUGAGCCUUCAGAACCUGUACUUGCAGUGGAAUAAAAUCAGUGUCAUAGGACAGACCAUGUCCUGGACCUGGAGCUCAUUACAAAGGCUCGACUUAUCAGGCAAUGAGAUCGAAGCUUUUAGUGGACCCAGUGUCUUCCAGUGUGUCCCGAAUCUGCAGCGCCUCAACCUGGAUUCCAACAAGCUCACAUUUAUCGGUCAAGAGAUUCUGGAUUCUUGGAUAUCCCUCAAUGACAUCAGUCUUGCCGGGAAUAUAUGGGAAUGCAGCAGAAAUAUCUGUUCCCUGGUGAACUGGCUGAAAAGUUUUAAAGGCCUGAGGGAGAAUACCAUCAUCUGCGCCAGCCCCAAAGAGCUGCAGGGAGUCAAUGUGAUCGAUGCCGUGAAGAACUACAGCAUCUGUGGCAAAAGUACCACGGAGAGGUUGGAUCUGGCCAGGGCGCUCCCAAAGCCCACGUUCAAGCCCAAGCUCCCCAGGCCGAAGCACGAGAGCAAGCCCCCCCUGCCCCCCACGGUGGGGGCCACGGAGCCCAGCCCAGAGACCGAUGCUGACACGGAGCACAUCUCCUUCCAUAAAAUCAUCGCAGGGAGCGUGGCCCUGUUCCUGUCCGUGCUCGUCAUCCUGCUGGUGAUCUACGUGUCCUGGAAGCGGUACCCGGCCAGCAUGAAGCAGCUGCAGCAGCGCUCCCUCAUGCGAAGGCACAGGAAAAAGAAAAGACAGUCCCUGAAGCAAAUGAACCCCAGCACCCAGGAAUUUUAUGUAGAUUACAAACCCACCAACACGGAGACCAGCGAGAUGCUGCUGAAUGGGACGGGACCCUGCACCUAUAACAAAUCGGGCUCCAGGGAGUGUGAGAUUCCUUUAUCAAUGAAUGUGUCAACCUUUCUGGCCUACGACCAGCCCACAAUAAGUUACUGUGGGGUGCACCAUGAACUUCUCUCUCAUAAGUCCUUUGAAACGACUGCACAGGACGAUACGAUGGAAACGCACCUAGAGACUGAGCUGGACCUGAGCACAAUCACAGCAGCCGGCCGCAUCAGUGACCAUAAACAGCAUCUGGCCUAA